Messenger RNA from Impatiens glandulifera, 494 nucleotides. Its product is annotated as EG45-like domain containing protein 2. The record is from RefSeq and is a predicted model, not a curated record. Lineage: Eukaryota; Viridiplantae; Streptophyta; Magnoliopsida; Ericales; Balsaminaceae. The transcript is spliced from 3 exons. The coding region runs from base 1 to 450 and encodes 149 amino acids.
AUGGCUUCUCUUUCUCUUCAAUCUCUCUUAAAACAGAGUCUCCGAUCACCGGCGUUAAUUCUACUAUUAUUAUUCAAUCAUCUUUCUCAUCUUUCAAUGGCCGACGUCGGCACCGCCGCCAAAUACGAUCCUCCUUAUACCCCAACGGCAUGUUAUGGGACAGACCCAUCUCAGUUUCCGACAAACAAUCUAUUUGCGGCGGCCGGAGAAGGGAUAUGGGACAACGGGGCGGCGUGUGGGCGGCAAUAUCUUGUUGGUUGUAUAAGUACGGCGGCGCCGGCGAGCUGUGUUAAUGGUCAGACAAUUAGGGUGAAGAUAGUAGACAGGGCACAGUCCUCAGUUUCUAGGUCGUCUAGAGAUGGAGCCACGAUUGUUCUUUCUACAACCGCCUUUAACGCCGUUGUCUCUGGCAAUCCUCCGAUUAUUAAUAUCGAAUUCCAACAGGUUUGAGAUAAACGGACAAGAGUGUGAAUCUAUUUAGAAAUAUGGAGACU